GCCUGCUGACCUGAUCUGAGCCCGCGGGACCGAAACCUUGAGAGAGGCGAGAGGCGCAAACGUCACCUCAUUUGCACCCAUUCAGUCACCCACCUUUAACUUCUGCGCAAGAACAUCUUCUUGCAACAGCGUCGACUUCAGACUACUAUCACAAGCAUCAACACCGUAGAGACCUUCGAGUCUCUAUCCAAUCACCACUACACCUUACACACAUUACAACCCGAGCAUCACACCCGCCGAAAUGUGUUCCGCAGACAUCUUCCUCGGCCUCCUGGCCCUCCUCUUCCCGCCCCUCCCAGUCUGGGUAAAGCGCGGCAUCUGCGGCGCAGACUCAAUAAUCAACAUCCUCCUCUGCCUCCUAGGCUACAUCCCAGGCCUCAUCCACGCCUGGUACAUCAUCGCCAAAUUCCCCGAGCCAGACUACGAAUACGAGUCCGUCCCGCAACAGGACCGCGAGGGCGGCCGCGUCACCUACGUCUUUGUCCACGGCAACGGCAACGGCAACGGCAACGGUCCUCACACUCAGCAGCCGCGCCAGCAGCCCCGCCCCUCGCAGCACGGCGGCAAGGGUAACGGCGCCGUCGGUUACGGUACCACCAACAACAGCAGCAACAAUAACAACAAUGCUGGCGGUUCGUCGAGACAGCAACAGCAGCAGCCUCAGCAGUACUCCGCGCAGCAGCAAGGUGGCGCUGGCGAGGGAAGCAGCGAUGGUGCUGUGCCGCCUAGCUAUGCUGAGGUCGUGGCUGGCGACAACAAGAUUCAGACCCGGGAUUAAAGCAGGAUGGAGAUAUUCUAGAGUGGCGUUGUAAGGUCUAUGACUUUACCGCUGCUGUUUCUAUUCUCCAUUUUUCCACGAGGAUUUUCUUCUGGCUUCAUUCUGGCUUCACUGGCUUUCUUCGCUUCGGCUUGCCCGGCUUGUUCUUCUAUUGGUGGCUCUUGUAAAUUGGUCCAGGUUUUAUGAACGCGGGGAAUGUUUGGCCCCCGUCGUUAUGUGGAGUUGAAGGGGUUUGACGAAGUAAUAACGUUUUGCACGAGUUUACGCGAGACACUGGUGGGAUUUCUCACUGUAUUAUUCACAUACGUUAGAUGCGAGAUCCUCAAAAUUCAUCUCUCUAAAGGGGUAUCUUGGUCCAAUCUUUCCGAAACGCCCAUGCAUCCGUGACGUAGCUACUUGGGAGGAAGUCUAAUACAAUGCCCCGUUUCCAG
Molecule: messenger RNA, 1209 nt
Organism: Colletotrichum scovillei
Lineage: Eukaryota; Fungi; Ascomycota; Sordariomycetes; Glomerellales; Glomerellaceae
Exons: 2
Coding region: 242-778 (178 amino acids)
Biological process (GO): endosome transport via multivesicular body sorting pathway
Cellular component (GO): fungal-type vacuole membrane; fungal-type vacuole lumen
Molecular function (GO): ubiquitin protein ligase binding
Source: RefSeq, a predicted model, not a curated record